AAACACAGUGACUUAGCAUGAAAAGGAAAAAUAGCACCUAGUGUUUCAAAAUCAGGCUAGGGGACUGUGUUGUUUACAGUGCAUUUACUCUGGCAUACUGGAGUGCUGUUCUAUUGACUUUCAUUCACACUGAUAGAUGUGUAGCACUGACGUCAGUGACUGGGCGUGGUUUAAGCACCAAGAGCAUCUGCAGUGGGCGAGGUGACUCUGCUGUGUGCCAUAUGAGGUCUAGUGCCAUCCAACAGGGAACCAGGCACAUCAGGUUAUAUAACUAGUCUGUGCCAGCUGCGCCUAUGGCAGUUACCGUCUCACCCACACACAUGCUUGCACGCACACAGACACACACACACAUUUAACACCUAAGAUCAAUGGAAAACACAAGGUGAUUCAUAUAAGUUUGGACAAAUUUAAAGAUUACAUAGAUGAGUGCACAUGUCACAACAAAUAGACAUGGUCCUUUAAUUUUUGUGUUCAAUCCUGUUAUACUGUAAAACCCGGCAAGCUGACUGCAUGUUGGCUCAUUACUAAUUACACAGGUAAAUGCAAACUGUUUAGUUGAUCUUCAACAUUUUUAGAAGAAGUCCACAGCCUGAAAAGAAGACAGAGGCUCUGAGGCUUUUGAGAUGAUUUUUUUCCGUUCUAGAAAUGCUGAAAGUGUUGCAUAACAGAGAGAGGAAGUCAUGGGAAAUAAACCGGAUGUGCAUCUGUGCUUUAUUUGUGUGGUGUCGGUUAUGACAUUAUUAAUAAUUUAUAUACUUGAUUUAUAACAAAACUAAACAGUACACACCAUUAGAUGUUGACUUAGUACAGGACAUAAACAGUAUGAUUUAAACAGUAGAGACAGUUUGAAUUGGAAUUGUGUGGGAAAUGUUCUCACAAAAGUGUUCUUAAAGGAAAGCCAUAUUAGAAGUGUCUUUGGUUGUCUGGUCUUCCGAUGCAUUCAAGUCUCAAUCUGCUCUGCUAUAUCUGAUUUUUCCAUUAUGUAUUUUGGGUAUCUAUUUGUUCAGUCUCUCAUUAAAGAAUUAGACAAAACUUUAUAAUAAUUAUACUAAACACAGCCUUAAUAAAGCACAAAGAAAGACUUAAUUCAUGAUGAACACUUUGAUUUAGAAUGAUACAGGCCUAUUAACUAACUACUUAAUUAAAGAGUUUGAGUUAAGAGGUAGAGUUAGGAAAUUCAUUAUGCAGCUAUUAUUAAGUGUAAUCAAAAGUAUACAAUAACAUAUCUCAGUCUUACUCAUUAGUGAGCUGCAUAUGAGUUCACAUACAGGUCAUUGCUAAAUAUAACUUUCUGUGAAUCUUACCAAAGCCUGAAGUGAAAGUUAGUUUUUGACUGUAGCUGUGUACAACUGGCAACCACAGAUGCACAUCUUUUGAGUGCAGCAAUGUGUGAGUGCAUUGUGAAUUGUGUUGAUUGAUGCAUGUCCAGCCUGGAGCCUAGUAUAAAAGCACACAUGUCACAGGAUAAUAUUUGGGAUUUUUUUCUUCAUCCUACUCAAAACUUUUGAUAGACAGACUGCGCUUACAUCAUCUCUACCAACAUUCUGCAAUCUAUCUCUGUGCAGGGCCCUCUCCAUGGAUAUAGACACAGACUAUGAGCGGCCCAAUGUGGAAACCAUUAAAUGUGUGGUGGUUGGGGACAACGCAGUCGGCAAGACCAGGCUCAUCUGUGCACGGGCCUGCAAUGCCACCCUCACACAGUAUCAGCUGCUCGCCACCCACGUGCCAACCGUCUGGGCCAUUGACCAGUAUCGAGUAUGCCAGGAGGUGUUAGAGCGAUCACGUGAUGUCGUCGAUGAGGUCAGCGUGUCUCUGCGGCUUUGGGACACCUUUGGGGACCAUCACAAAGACAGAAGAUUUGCAUAUGGCAGGUCAGACGUUGUGGUGCUUUGUUUUUCUCUGGCUAACCCAAACUCCCUGCGUCAUGUCCGUACCAUGUGGUUUCCGGAGAUCAAGCACUUCUGUCCUCGGACGCCUAUCAUCUUGGUUGGCUGCCAGCUGGAUCUGCGCUAUGCUGACCUGGAUGCUGUUAACCGUGCCCGCCGUCCUUUAGCCAAACCCAUUAAACCAACAGACAUUCUUCCACCAGAAAGAGGCCACGAGGUCGCAAAGGAACUAGGUAUUCCUUACUACGAGACAAGUAUUGUGGCUCAGUUUGGAGUCAAGGAUGUUUUUGACAAUGCCAUCCGAGCUGCCCUCAUCUCUCGCCGGCAUUUGCAGUUCUGGAAGUCCCAUCUAAAGAAGGUCCAGAGGCCACUGCUCCAGGCCCCCUUCCUGCCCCCUCGUCCUCCACGGCCCAUAGUAGGAAUCCCAGACCCCCCACCCUCUGAUGGAGAAGGCCCUGAUUCUCUGUUCUGCCAGCCCCUCUGUGCUGAUGUCCUCUUUCUCCUCCAAGGUGCCGCCACUCGAGUCUUCGCACACAAAGUCUAUCUUGCUACAUCCUGCUCCAAAUUCUAUGACCUGUUCACUCUGGAUUUGGGGGGGUUAUCCAAAGGGCAGGUGGGAGAGGAUCAGGCGAGCAAAGAAACUAUGGAACUUGGAGAAGAGGAUGAACACACGCGGAGAGGAGCAAAGGAGCAGGCAGGUCGUACCAAAAGUCUGGACAUUGACAAAGAUGGCAUUCAGGGAGGGGUACAGGUGUUGAGUCGACCCCAGCUCCUGCAGCAGGGCUCUCUAAGGACUUCCCAGAGUGAUAAUGCACUCCCUUCUCGAGCCCAGUACACAGUGGGGGUGCUGGGGACCGGGCGGGCACUCUCUGGGUGGGGCAGGGGCUUUCUGAGUGUUUGUCUGGAACAUGUGGAUGAUCCCGUGACAGGACGCCCCCGACUAAUGACUGUGGUUGCCAUGGAUGCGCUCAUACAAGAAGAACCGUUUAAGGCUGUGCUCCAGUACCUCUACACGGGCAGCUUGGAUGAGGGCAGAGGGGAUCUGAUGCAGGUGGCCACUAUAGCUGAGCUGCUGGAAGUGUUUGACCUGCGGAUGAUGGUGGCCAAUGUGCUGAACCGAGAGAGCUUCAUGAAUCAGGAGAUUACCAAGGCUUUCCACGUGCGCAGGGCCAACCGGAUCAAGGAGUGUCUCAGCAAGGGGACUUUUGCUGAUGUGGUGUUCCGUCUGGAUGAUGGCUCUCUUCCGGCUCACAAGCCCCUGCUCAUCUCCAGCUGUGACUGGAUGGCCGCGAUGUUCCGUGGAUCCUUCAUGGAAAGCUACACUGAUGAGGUGUCCAUCCCCAACACAAGCACAGCGUGUAUGAGAGGGGUACUGGAGUUCCUUUACUGUGGUCUGCUGACUCCCAGUCCAGGUCUGGAGCCCAUGGAACUUAUAGUUCUGGCCAAUCGUCUCUGUUUGCCACGCCUUGUGGCUCUCACUGAACAACAUGCUGUUGACGAACUUCUUCAUUUAGCAGUGAAAGGAGUGGAUAUUGAUGGGCAAGUGUUGGCCUACUUGGAACUGGCACAGUUUCACAAUGCCAAACAACUGUCAGCUUGGUGUCUUCACCACAUCUGCACUAACUAUAACAGCAUAUGCAGGAAAUUUCCCAAAGACAUGAAGGCCAUGUCUCCAGAUAACCAGAAGCACUUUGAGAAGCAGCGUUGGCCUCCAGUGUGGUUCCUAAAGGAAGAGGACCGUUACCUGCGCUCUCAAAAAGAGCGUGAGCGUGAGGAGGAGAUUCUGCGCAAGCAGCACACCAAAAGGGGCUGGUGUUUCUGGAGACACCCGUCUUCCUCUCCACACAUCUCCUGAAGUCUGCUCCUGAGGCUAAAGAGAGAACUAAGUCAAAGAACUACUAUGACUGCUUGUUGAAUAUUUGGGAUUUAUCUGGUGAAUUUGGCAUUCAGGUGUGGUGGAGUGUUGUGGAUAUGUAGCUGUGGGUGACACUUGUGCUUCCCAGUGCCGCCCUUCUGUUCCUCCUCUUAAAAUGGUCCCUCCAGCGAUAGAGCACCCAGAAUGUACACUGGGUGCAAGGGCUCUGAUCUCUCAGUCUGCAUUCUUCACACUGACCUUAAGGCUCCAUGUGCGGAGCUAAUUCUGCCUUCACUUACACAGACUGUUAACUUGCACACAUGAACACGAUCACCCCUCCAAAACCAGCACUGGAAACAGGGACACUGACAAUGUCUGAUUUUUACAGAUUUCUGCCCUCUUCAAUAUCUUUCAAGAAUGAUGUUAUCAGGAGUCUUCAUGGACACUAGCCCCAGAAAAAAAGACUGUUACAGUGAAGUGUGGAAGUGGGUGUAACAGGGCAACUCCAAACUGCCAAUGGCCAUGUUAAUUGCAAUGAGCUGAUAAUGGCAAUUAAUCCCCAGUCAACUGGACUUCAACAAGCUGCCAAAUCUUUGGUGCUUGGCAAAAUACAAGCUUAUAUGAAUGAUCUGAAUUAACCCCUAUGCACUUUGUAUGCUCUCUGACAGUAAUCACUACUAGCAAAAUACAUUUUGGGGACCUCUCUACUGGCAAAAGGAUAAGUGCUUAUUUUACUAACAGUUUUACUUAUUUUGUAAUAUUUAUAAUACCAAAGCUGUGAUUUAUUUUAAUCCAAUCAUGAUUCUGCAAAAGGUAGUGGCAUAUAUAUUUAGAAAGUAUUAGAAAAAUAACUGUAAGGUGUAGGUUUUGGUUUGGGAGAAAUGUCUCCGAGGUGCAUACUGCCUUCUAUUUCCUUUUGCUAUAAUUGAAAAUGGUGCUUAACAUAUAAUUUUAUAGUGUCCACAUGCAAUUUGAUACUGACAAUGUCUCAAGAGUUUUAGUGUUUACCACAUAACACUUUGAAGGUAUUCAAAUGGGAGAGUAUUGUGAUUCUUAGCGUUUCUGGGCUCUCUCAGAGUUGGUGAUGUUAGAAUGUGUAAAACCAUUAACCACCCCAUGGCCUCUGCUGCUUUAUAUUAUAUAUUUCUUCUUAACCAAUAGAUAGUGCUUUUGUUGUGAUUGAAUAGUUGGAGUGCAGGUGAGAGCACAUCAGAUUUGUUGUAAAGAGUGAUAAUUUCUUUGGGCUCUGGGCCUUUAUGCGAAAACAAGACAUUGUGGUGAUGACUUUCUAUUAACACAUUGUUCUAUUUGUGCUUGUGUGCCCCUUAGCAUCACCAGUGCGACUGCUGGAGAAAGAUGGAUUGUGUGAGACACGUGGUGUGUUCUCCAUGGGAGAUGUGUCAAAGUUAUUGUCAGCUACAGAAAUAGAAGGUAGAAAGGAUCUCACAAGACUUAAGUGAGAAAUUGGCAAAUUCCUCUUUGAAUUAUGUGCAAGUGAUGGAAAAGCAUAUCCCAGGCUCCAUCUGUUAUUGCAGUACAUGCAACCAGCUACAUUUGUUUGCAGACAUGAAUAUGCCUGUGUAUAUUUGGGUUUUAGGAGGUUGCAUGUCUCUGAUCUGUAAUUCUUUUCCUACUGUCCAUGUGCCUUAUAAUAGUUGGACAACCAGAGUCAGGUAGGAUUUCAACUAAAUUCUCAGUAAGAAUCUGCAGACUGGUUCUGUAGUAACUGAUUCACUAUAAUCAUAAAGGGUGAUGGUGUUGUUUUUAUGCACUCUCAACCAUUAUAUCAAAUGGAGAGGUCUUCUGAGCGAACCUGAGCCAUGCCCCUUGAGCACCUUUGUUUUUUGCUGACAGAUGGCCUUCACUUAAACUUUUCUAAUUGUAAUAGAAGCAACUUUGGCCUUAGUAUAGUCAUUAUUAUUAGUAUUAUUAUUAUUUCAGAUUGUGAUAAUGUUUGGUUUUAAUCCUCUACUCAGCUUUUAGAGAGAAAGCUAAACAAGCAAUGGGUUGACAGGUUGAUUCCUGCAGUCUACAGAGUUAAGCACUGGCUGGUCUCGGUGCUGGGGGGGCUGCACGGUUAGCCUAUAGUCUUUACAAUGACACUCGGUGUUGGAAUGCACUUUCCUUGUUUUUAUGUUUAUUACUAUCCCUGUGCUUAACACAAAUGGUUUAUUGUGUUCUAUUUUCUGAUGAUUGUAGCAUGCUAUUUACACUUAUACUCUAAAAUGGUUAUUGUUAAAUUCUGUGGUAGCUUUUAAUUAGCUAUUUUGCUUUAUGCACAGAUCAGCUUUACUAAAUGAGCUCCAUGCAGCUCAAAGUAGCAUAUUAUAUUAGGCAAGCACAUCCCCACAUGCUCCCAAUAUGCAAAUGAAUGGGUUCUUGACCAAAGUGUUUGGUUUGACCCUUAAGGUGCUGUUACCAUUAAAACAUUUAUAUCAAAGUAAUGCUUAAAAUUUACAACAGCCAAACUCUACUUUUGACUUGUAUACCCACAAAAUACAUAGUGGUGGACCCCAAAAUAAGCAGUUUUAUCUGCAUGUGAGGAGGUAAGAUUAGGUUGCAUGUUUCUUUGAGCAUCCACCCUAUAUGCAUAUGGAUUUAUAAAUGUAAAUGAUAAUGUUUUGUUUUUGAAUGCUUGCUCUAAGCCUCUAACUGGCUAAGGGUUAUGGGAUAAUGUGAAACAUUACUUUUUAUAAAUGUGCAACACUGACACCUACUGGCCAAAGUCUGUUCAAGCCCAUUAUCUGCAAGGCCUCAUUCUUAGUAGAGUCUGUCAUCACUGUUUGGUAUCUCCUUUUCUGUGCCUUGAGUAAAACCUCACUCUUUUGGCUGUGUACAGGCUCUGCACGCAGAGUUUUCUGUGCUCAAAAGAGUUGAUAAAGCCAAGAAACACACAAGAGCACAGAAACUACAGUAGGCAGCUCUCAUUUCUGUAUAGUAUCUUAUCGCACAGUGUUUUUGACUUCCUUUAAGACAUUCAAGAAGCAUUAUAUGAACUUCCACCUGCACGUCCAGUGUAUUGUCUAUGCUAAGAUGCUAACUUGUCAUAUUUCUAACCCAGCAGUUAAGGCAGUGUUUUUCCAGUGUUGCAUUCAUUAAGGUGCCUGUAUGUCAUGCUAUGUAGCCUGUCAUUACUAAUAUUGUGGACAUGCCCAGUUCUUGUCCAUCUUCUCUUAGGUCUUCUUCUCUUUAAGCCAAAUGAAGUCAUACACUCUAUUGUUGCUUAGCUACUAUGAUUUGUUGAAUUAUACUGCAAUCUUGAAAGAACACUUAUAGAGUAUGUACGUUGUGCUUUAAAUCAACAUACAGCAGUGUUGCAAGUUUAAACAGACAAAGCAUAUGUCACUAUCCUCGCUUUAUGUGUUAAAGUGUUUGUAUGAGGCCCACUGUUCAGGGGCUGGAUACUUCUACUGUCAUGGUGUUUAACCUCUGGUCUUUACUGUACUUUAAGUGGAUGGUAUUGACUCUGUAGUAUUAUGAUGCACCUUUGUUCCUUAUGACUCAUAUGGUAUGGGUUUUAUUAACUUUAUUACUACCACUUAUGUUGUGUAUAUUACAAUAAAAGGCAAACAGAGCACAGCAUACACAACUAAAACUAUCAAGGGCUUUCAAACAAUCUACAACAAUCAGAAUGUUUUUGCGGCUAUUGCAAAAAUGUUGUGAAGCUUAAUGUUUGUAAUAUUUUUAAACCACUGAUUUGUACAAAAUAUUGAGAAAAUGUGAUAAAAAGCGUCUUUUUGCCAUUUCAGUAUUUUGAUGUUUGACAUGGGUUUAUUAAAACGGAUAAUCU
This is a messenger RNA of Boleophthalmus pectinirostris (great blue-spotted mudskipper), 7531 nucleotides long. RefSeq names its product Rho related BTB domain containing 4 (gene rhobtb4). Gene Ontology annotation, biological process: small GTPase-mediated signal transduction. Lineage: Eukaryota; Metazoa; Chordata; Actinopteri; Gobiiformes; Gobiidae. The record is from RefSeq and is a predicted model, not a curated record. Gene Ontology annotation, molecular function: GTP binding; GTPase activity; protein binding. The coding region runs from base 1576 to 3741 and encodes 721 amino acids. The transcript is spliced from 11 exons.